Durio zibethinus is the source of this 751-nucleotide messenger RNA. Its product is annotated as putative calcium-binding protein CML23. Lineage: Eukaryota; Viridiplantae; Streptophyta; Magnoliopsida; Malvales; Malvaceae. Gene Ontology annotation, molecular function: calcium ion binding. The record is from RefSeq and is a predicted model, not a curated record.
AUGGAAGAAACAUAAAACUCUAAAUUUGUUCUCUGUUUUUGUUUUUUCUCUUCAAUGGCGGGUUCCUCAGGUUCAAUGGAAGAUAUGAAGAAAGUGUUCAACAAAUUCGACAAAAACGGCGACGGGAAAAUCUCUCGCGACGAACUGAAAUCGAUCCUAAGUGCCUUAAGCUCCACACCUUCUUCCGAAGAAGUUGAUCGGAUAAUGUCGGAGAUGGACAAAGAUGGAAAUGGCUAUGUAGAUCUAGACGAGUUCAUUGCUUUCCACGGAACAAACAUCAAUGGCGACGAAACCCAGUGUGGGAACAAAGAACUGAAAGAUGCGUUCGACAUGUACGAUUUGGACAAGAAUGGUUUGAUUUCGGCAAACGAAUUGCAUGCCGUGUUGAAAAGGUUGGGAGAGAAGUGUUCGUUGAGUGAUUGUCGAAGAAUGAUCAGUCAAGUUGAUAAAGAUGGCGACGGGAACGUUAAUUUCGAAGAGUUUAAGAAGAUGAUGAACAAUGCAUGAAGAACAAGUUUCCAAAAUACCAGGUAAGUGUUAGGGUUUUUCUUUUUAGGUAACUGAAUUUGUUUAGUUUAGGAACGUUAAUGAAUAAUAGUAGAUUUAAUCUGGUAGUGUUAAUUGUGGAUAUUAUUAGUACUUACUUUGCAUUGUUUUCUUAAUGGAAAUGGUAAUUAGUUCUUUUUUGUUGUUGUGAUUUUUUUAAUUUUUGGAUUUAUGUUUAUUUUAUAUAAAAAAAUUAUUAUUUCAU